AUGACGUCGAAGAUCUUAUCUGGGUCAGAAAAAUGUCGAUGUGACAGAUUCGGGUGAGAAGGACAGCCAUUGCCGAUUUUCCUAAUACUGAAAUUCAAAUAAAGGUGAGAGCUCUUUUAAACUAGAUUAUCCUCAAAUCAACUAUCUUUUUUACAGUACAAAGAAGCUGAAAGUAAAAGCAACAAAGAUGUCGCAAAUCAACGAAACACGUGUUGAUGACACAACAAAUCUGACGAGUUCUGGUGAGUUUACACAACAAUAUUCAAUGUGCUUCUUAGUUAUUCACAGUAGCUCAAUGGGUACUGUAGUUUGUGGCGCAACGCCUCAUAAAUUCCAGGAAUCUCAGGGUCUGGAUCAAUGUCACCACCAAUUUCAACACGUCCAUCAUCUGGUCAAGUUUCACCUUUGAUUUCAAAUGGUUCAUUAUCACCCCCACAAUAUGUUGAUGAUCAAGGAGGUGCUGAAUAUUCUGAAUCACCACGUGAUCUUUCGCCACUUUUACUUGCCGAAUUAGCAUGUUUGAAUAUGCGAGAAGUUGUUGCAAGACCAGGACUUGGAACUAUUGGAAGACAAAUUCCUGUCAAAGCCAAUUUUUUUGCUGUUGAUUUGAAGAAUCCAAAAAUGGUUGUUAUUCAAUAUCAUGUUGAAGUUCAUCAUCCAGGAUGUCGAAAAUUAGACAAGUAACAAACUAUUUUCAAGAAAGAAAUCAAUAAUUAAUUAACUAAUUUGCAGAGAUGAAAUGCGCAUCAUUUUCUGGAAAGCGGUUUCUGAUCAUCCAACAAUAUUCCAUAAUAAAUUUGCAUUGGCAUAUGAUGGAGCACAUCAACUUUAUACAGUUUCUCGUCUUGAAUUUCCAGAUGAUAAAGGAUCUGUUCGUUUAGAUUGUGAUGCAUCAUUGCCAAAAGAUAAUCGUGAUCGAACUCGUUGUGCAAUUUCAAUUCAAAAUGUUGGUCCAGUUUUGCUUGAAAUGCAAAGAACUCGAACUAAUAAUUUGGAUGAAAGAGUUUUAACACCAAUUCAAAUUUUGGAUAUUAUUUGUAGACAAUCAUUGACGUGUCCAUUAUUGAAGUAAGAUAAAUUGAGUUUAUUGAAAUUGAUUUAAAUUUAAAAACAUAUUUCAGAAACUCUGCCAACUUCUACACCUGGAAAUCAUCUUGUUACCGUAUUCCAACUGCAAAUGGACAAGCUUUGGAUUUGGAAGGUGGAAAAGAAAUGUGGACUGGAUUCUUCUCAAGUGCUCAUAUUGCUAGCAAUUAUAAACCACUUUUGAAUAUCGAUGUUGCUCAUACAGCAUUUUACAAAGCAAGAAUUUCAGUUUUACAAUUGAUGUGUGAUGUUUUGAAUGAGAGAAGCGGAAAAUCUGGUGGAAAUCAAAAUCGUGGACAAAUGCGUGGAGUUGGAGGAUAUCAAAGAGGUGGAAUGAAUUCACGCGGAGGAAUGUCUCGAGGUGGAGGAUGUGUGAAUUAUGGUGGACGUGGUGGUCCGCAAUCUCGUGAUGAUUUUGGUCAAAUGGGUCCAAUUUUCACUAUUGAGAAUUUGAGCCGUGACACACAAUUGUCAAGUUUUGAAGCAAGAGUUUUUGGUGAUUCGAUUCGUGGAAUGAAAAUACGCGCAACUCAUCGUCCAAAUGCAAUUCGUGUUUAUAAAGUGAACAGUUUGCAAUUACCAGCCGACAAAUUGAUGUAAGUUCUGAUAACUUUCGCCGUAAAUGUUUCCAAAUUAUAUUUAUUGCAGGUUCCAAGGUGUUGAUGAAAAUGGAAAACAAGUGAUUUGUUCAGUUGCGGAUUAUUUUUCUGAAAAAUAUGGACCAUUAAAAUAUCCAAAACUUCCAUGUCUUCAUGUUGGUCCACCAAAUCGUAAUAUUUUCUUACCAAUGGAACAUUGUUUAAUUGAUUCACCACAAAAAUACAACAAAAAAAUGACUGAAAAACAAACAAGUGCAAUUAUAAAAGCAGCUGCAGUUGAUGCAACUCAACGAGAAGAUCGUAUAAAAGCAUUAGCAGCACAAGCAGCAUUUAAUGUUGAUCCAUUUUUGAAAGAAUUUGGUGUUGCUGUAUCAUCACAAAUGGUUGAAACAACAGCUCGUGUUAUUCAACCACCACCAAUUAUGUUUGGUGAAAAUAAUCGAUCAGUUGUAAAUCCAGUUGUAUUUCCAAAAGAUGGUUCAUGGUCAAUGGAUAAUCAAAUACUUUAUUUACCAGCAACAUGUCGUUCAUAUUCAAUGAUUGCACUUGUUGAUCCACGUGAUCAAACUACACUUCAAACAUUUUGUCAAUCAUUGACUGCAAAAGCAACACAAAUGGGAAUGAAUUUUCCACGUUGGCCAGAUUUGGUUAAAUAUGGUCGAUCAAAAGAAGAUGUUUGUGUAUUAUUCACUGAAAUUGCUGAUGAAUAUCGUUUGACAAAUACCGUUUGUGAUUGUGUUAUUGUUGUAUUACAAUCUAAAAACUCUGACAUUUACAGUAAGUUAUUAAUAAUUGGCGCCCAAAAUCUACAGUAACCUUGAGUUUUGAUAGAUUGAAAAGAUUCGAAUUUCCAUUUCAAAUUAAUUUACAGUAACCUCAGUUUCAGACACCAAAUUAAUUGACAAACUCUUGAGUCGAAUACGGCUCUUUUCACAUCCCAUAAUUAUUUUUCCGAUUCACAAUUUUAUAUUUUUUGCAGUGACUGUAAAAGAGCAAUCUGAUAUAGUUCAUGGAAUAAUGUCACAAUGUGUUUUGAUGAAAAAUGUUCUUCGUCCAACAGCAGCAACUUGUGCUAACAUUGUUUUGAAAUUGAAUAUGAAAAUGGGUGGAAUAAAUAGUCGAAUUGUUGCUGAUCAAAUAACAAAUAAAUAUUUGGUUGAUCAACCAACAAUGGUUGUUGGAAUUGAUGUAACACAUCCAACACAAGCUGAAAUGAGAAUGAAUAUGCCAUCUGUUGCUGCAAUUGUUGCAAAUGUUGAUCUUUUACCACAAUCUUAUGGUGCAAAUGUUAAAGUUCAAAAGAAAUGUCGUGAAUCAGUUGUUUAUUUAUUGGAUGCAAUCCGUGAAAGAAUAAUUGCAUUUUAUCGUCAUACAAAACAAAAACCAGCUCGAAUUAUUGUUUAUCGUGAUGGAGUUUCAGAAGGUCAAUUUUCUGAAGUUCUUCGUGAAGAAAUUCAAUCAAUUCGAACUGCUUGUUUGGCUAUUUCUGAUGAUUUCCGUCCACCAAUCACUUAUAUUGUUGUUCAAAAACGUCAUCACGCAAGAAUGUUUUGUAAAUUUCCAUCUGAUAUGGUUGGACGUGCUAAAAAUGUUCCACCUGGUACAACUGUUGAUACUGGAAUUGUUUCACCAGAAGGUUUUGAUUUCUAUUUAUGUUCACAUUAUGGAGUUCAAGGAACAUCUCGUCCAGCAAGAUAUCAUGUUCUUCUAGAUGAAUGCAAGUUCACAGCUGAUGAAAUUCAAAACAUCACUUAUGGGUAAGUUCUAAAAACAUAUCUCUAUGAUUUCUUUAAAACCUUUAUUUUUUAUAGAAUGUGUCAUACAUAUGGUCGUUGUACUCGUUCAGUAUCAAUUCCAACACCAGUUUAUUAUGCUGAUCUUGUUGCAACUCGUGCCAGAUGUCAUGUUAAAAGAAAGCUUGGACUUGUUGAUUCAAUUGAAUGUGAUGCAAAUUCAAUGACUUCUUCACUUGCUUCUUUGAUGAAUUUUGGAAAACCUGGAAAGAAAGGUAAGAAUCAAAAUGAAGCUGAUGCAUUCUUGAAUAUGGGCGAUGGAAAUUCGGACCAAGUUUUGCAAGAUUGUGUCUCAGUUGCUGGUGACUUUAAAAGUCGUAUGUAUUUCAUCUAA
This is a messenger RNA of Caenorhabditis angaria, 3812 nucleotides long. The record is from the annotation of a GenBank genome assembly. NCBI's taxonomy places the organism in Eukaryota, Metazoa, Nematoda, Chromadorea, Rhabditida, Rhabditidae.